Epinephelus fuscoguttatus (brown-marbled grouper) is the source of this 1430-nucleotide messenger RNA. Its product is annotated as metalloreductase STEAP4-like. Gene Ontology annotation, cellular component: plasma membrane; endosome. Lineage: Eukaryota; Metazoa; Chordata; Actinopteri; Perciformes; Serranidae. The transcript has 9 exons. Bases 18 to 1430 code for a protein of 470 amino acids. Gene Ontology annotation, molecular function: cupric reductase (NADH) activity; ferric-chelate reductase (NADPH) activity. The record is from RefSeq and is a predicted model, not a curated record. Gene Ontology annotation, biological process: copper ion import.
CGAAUGGCACACCGGAGAUGAUGAAGCCGGAGAGUGUGUCGCUGCAUCCUCUGGGCGCAGCAGCUGCCCCUGCGCCGGAGAUGCUGUGUAUCUUUGGGACGGGGGACUUGGGGCGCUCUCUGGGCCUGCGUCUGCUCCAGUCCGGCUACAGGGUGGUGUACGGCAGCCGCAGACCUCACAGCUGUGGCCCCUUGCCGCAGGGAGCUCAGGUGAUGAGUCAUGUAGCAGCAGCCCAGUCAGCCAGUCUGAUCUUUGUUUGUGUUCACAGAGAACAUUAUGAAUUCCUGGAGACAAUGGCACCACAUCUUGCGGGAAAGGUGCUGGUGGACCUCAGUAACAACCUGAAGAAAGACAUGUACCCAGAAACCAACGCCGCCUACCUGCAGAGACUGGUCCCUGGAGCUGCUGUGGUGAAAGGCUUUAACACACUGUCUGCCUGGGCCCUGCAGAAUGGACUUCUGGCAGGAAAACAGGUGUACCUGUGUGGGAACAGUGCAGAAGCAAAGCGGGCAGUAGCAGAGAUGGCCACUAAGCUGGGCCUCACUGUUCUGGAUAAAGGGUCUCUGUCUGCAGCCAGAGAGCUGGAGGACUUCCCCCUACGGCUGUUCCAAGAGUGGAGGCUGCCGCUAUGUGUGGCCGUUGGCCUCACUGCCUUCUUCUUCUUCUAUCUCCUCAUCAGAGAUGUCAUCUACGGGUAUGUUGAGCAGGGGAAAGACAUCUCCUUCAGGAUCACGGUGUCCCUGGGCAACAAGGUGUUUCCCAUUGUGUCUCUCAUCAUGUUGUCGCUGUGUUACCUGCCUGGUGUCAUAGCUGCCUUCUUACAGCUCUACAGAGGAACCAAGUACAGGCGUUUCCCUGAUUGGCUGGACCGCUGGAUGCUGUGCAGGAAGCAGAUGGGUCUGAUUGCACUGGGCUAUGCUUUUCUCCAUGCCAUCUAUACAUUCAUCACUCCUACCCGCUAUGCUGUCAGACACAAGCUCAUCACGCUUGUGGUAGAUGAGAUGAAGAACAAUAAAACCACUCCGUUUUACUUUGAUAACACCGAGGCAUGGGCACAGGACUCAUUCUACGUGCUGGGAAUCCUGGGCUUCUUUCUUUAUGUCCUGCUAGGACUAACAUCCCUGCCCUCUGUGGGAGGCUCUCUCAGCUGGAGAGAGUUCAGCUUCAUUCAGUCUAAACUGGGCCACCUGACCCUGAUCAUAUGCACGACACAUGGCUACAUUUACGGCUGGAACAAAUUCCUUCGUCCCUCUACCUACAAAUGGUACACUCCACCUGGCUACAUGCUCUGUCUGAUUGUGCCUUCUGUGGUGCUGGUGCUCAAGGCGUUGAUCCUUCUCCCCUGCGUGGAUCGAAGCCUAACCCGCAUUCGUCAAGGCUGGGAGAGGACCCAGCCGAAGGAGGAGAUGGGUAAGGCCACCAACCUGUGA